Messenger RNA from Trichoplax adhaerens, 1098 nucleotides. RefSeq lists its product as uncharacterized. The record is from RefSeq and is a predicted model, not a curated record. Bases 1 to 1098 code for a protein of 365 amino acids. Gene Ontology annotation, cellular component: extrinsic component of membrane; cytosol; phagophore assembly site membrane. Gene Ontology annotation, molecular function: protein binding; phosphatidylinositol-3,5-bisphosphate binding; phosphatidylinositol-3-phosphate binding. NCBI's taxonomy places the organism in Eukaryota, Metazoa, Placozoa, Uniplacotomia, Trichoplacea, Trichoplacidae. The transcript has 13 exons. Gene Ontology annotation, biological process: autophagy of mitochondrion; nucleophagy; protein lipidation.
AUGAACUUAGCACGGGUUGAAGGAGAACCAACCGGAGUACUGUAUUCUGUCAACUUUAACCAAGACUGCACGUCUGUUGUAGUUGGAACUAAAAAUGGCUUUACUCUGUAUUCCUUGGCAAAUGUAGACAAGUUAGAGCCAAUACAUCGAUGCGCCGGGGAAGAUGUUUGCAUCGUAGAAAGACUUUUUUCAAGCAGCUUACUAGCUAUUGUAAAUCUCUCAUCACCAAGGAAGUUAAAAGUUUGUCAUUUUAAGAAAGGCACUGAAAUUUGCAAUUAUAGCUAUCCUAAUAGUAUACUCUCUAUCAAAUUAAAUCGAAUGAGGCUGGUCGUUUGCUUGGAAGAUAGCCUGUAUAUACAUAAUAUUAAAGAUAUGAAAGUAAUGCAUACAAUUAAAGAUACGCCAAAGAAUAACAAUGGUUUAUGCGCAUUAUCUCCAAAUUCAGAUAACUCCUAUCUGGCUUAUCCAGGGAGCAGUCAGAGUGGAGAAAUUCAAAUCUUUGAUACAUUAAACUUGAGGGCAGUUACAAUGAUUUCAGCUCAUCAAUCGCCAUGUGUUGCUUUCGCGUUCAAUGCUAGUGGAACAAAGCUCGGCAGUGCUUCUGAAAAAGGAACCGUUAUUAGAGUCUAUUCUGUACCUGACGGGCAAAGACUUUUUGUAUUCAGAAGAGGUGUUAAAAGAUGUGUCAGCAUUAAUUCAUUGGCGUUCAGUCACGAUUCAAUGCUGUUAUGCGCUUCUAGCAAUACGGAAACCGUUCAUAUUUUCAAAUUAGAAGAACAAGAAGAAGCUACUCAAGAAGAACCUGCAGGAUGGAUGGGAUAUUUUGGAAGAGCUUUAAUGUCAUCCACUAACUAUUUACCAUCACAAGUAGCUGAUGUCUUCACCCAAGGCAGGUCAUUUGCUACCGUAAGAUUACCGAACCCUGGCCUACGAAAUAUAUGUGCUUUAGCAAUCAUCAGUAAAACAUUGAGAUUAUUGGUUGCAUGUGCUGAUGGGUAUCUAUAUGUCUAUGACGUGCCAAGCAAUGAACAGGGCGGAAACUGUAAUCUAGUAAAGCAGCAUAGGUAUAGUUCUAGAGUAGGGUUAGACACGAUAUGA